Pocillopora damicornis (cauliflower coral) is the source of this 1614-nucleotide messenger RNA. RefSeq lists its product as uncharacterized. Gene Ontology annotation, molecular function: calcium ion binding. The record is from RefSeq and is a predicted model, not a curated record. NCBI's taxonomy places the organism in Eukaryota, Metazoa, Cnidaria, Anthozoa, Scleractinia, Pocilloporidae.
UGUUUGUAUAGUGUCUCCUUUAAAAUGAUCCUCGAAAAUGAAGCAUUUGCAAUUCACGUUGAAGACGAUCUAUGAAGGACCCAUUUGGCUUGAAAUCUUCAGCUGAAGUUAUGGAGGCCACAACAUAACCGACGUUUUGGAACACAGAGAUAGUCAGUACACUUGCGGUUCGGAAAUGUCUCUCAGACUCGCGUUUGUCGCAAACCCAAUUGCAUUCAGCAAAGCAGUUUACAUUUUUGCCGGAUUGUGUUUUGCAUGGCUCGCUCGUUCAGAAGAUUCUUGCAGGAUUCUGAAGUUCACCGAGCCCAUGGCGGACAACGCGUUACGAAAUCACGUUAUACAGUUGGUACAAGUCAAUGAUAAAGAUCAGUGUGAACUACUCUGUUAUUUGGAGCAGACGUGCCUGUCUUUCAAUUUUGGAUCGGGGAAUUGUGAACUUAGUAACUCAGAUCAUUAUCAACAUCCGGCAGAUUUGGUUUCCAGGAUAGGUUUCUCGUAUCAUCCAACAGCUAUACUUUGCAGCGGCUUACUUUGUCCACCAGCUUCAUCCUGUUUACCAAAUCACCAAGGAAACCUUCGUUGUGUUUGUCCUGCUGACUGGCCUAAUGCAACUAACUGUGAAAGAGAUGCCGAUGAAUGUUCCCUUGGAACGCAUGACUGUUCCGCUGACGCGUAUUGUAAUAACACCGUGGGCUCUUUUAAGUGUACUUGUCGGACAGGAUUCACAGGAGACGGCAGAAAAUGUCGAAAUGUCGAUGAAUGCUCCCUUGGAAAACAUAACUGUUCCGCUGACGCGUUUUGUAAUGACAACUUGGGCUCAUUCACUUGCACUUGUGCGUUGGGAUUCUUAGGCGAUGGCAGAACAUGUCAAAAUGUUGAUGAAUGCACCCUUGGAACACAUAACUGCUCUACUGACGCGAUUUGCAUUGACACCGUGGGCUCAUUUAAUUGCACAUGUAGGACAGGAUUCACAGGCGAUGGCAGAACAUGCCAAAGAUUUCCUUUUUACUGGACACUUAAUGGAUCUGAUCCGUUCAUAAGUUUAUACAAUGGUGCUUCCUAUCAAAAUACUGAUGGCAGGAAAGUGCUGUACUUGAAUGGAUCCUGGCAUUCCUACGCAGAAACCCCAGCACUCCCGAUCCGAGCUAUCAGCUUUAGUAUCAUGUGUUGGAUAAAGGUUUUGAGCCUUCCAAGUAAUCUUCCAGUUUAUAUCUAUUCCGACUGGUCAGAACCGCAUCAGUUCAGAAUCUUUAUUCAACGAAGUUAUCUAAUUUGUGCUAAUCUUCGAAAACCUAGUGGACUUGAUCGGGUUUAUCUCUGUGCUGGGAAGAUCAUCCCCAAUGAAUGGAUGCACGUGGCGCUCACUUGGAGCCGAGAGAAGAAAGAGGGAAUUCUGUACAUUGAUGGAAUUAUACAAGGUAUCCAGAGAGUUUCUGAUGGUCUUUUAAACCAAAAAAAUAGUCAUACAGUUUUCGACAUUGGGUUGAAACGAGACAACACGCUUAGACCGACAUUUGAUGGGUACAUGAGAGAUCUUCUAGUGGUUGAUAAAGCGUUAUCAGGAGAUGAAGUGAAAUACAUGAAAGACAUACUUUAAGGUAGAACACGCGGUGU